CUCCACCACCCUUUCCGACGUUAUUUCCUGGAACAGACGCCAUGUUACAUUCUGUUCGUUGCCAAAUUAGCUUUUCUACUGUUUUAGUUAAUUUUCUAAACUCCUAACAGUUUUAUUCAGCAGUUACAAACAGCUUUACCUUGGAGUCACACUUAUUUUGUUAGUGAAAUGAAGACCUUUCCGACCUCGGCGGCCUGGUGUUUCUGGAUUCUGUACAUCAGUGUUUCUUUGAAAACGACAGGGUCGUCUGAGGUUGUUGGAUCGGCUGACCCAGUCGUUGCCAUAGCUGGUGAUGACGUCAUUCUGCCAUGUUCCCUGAAACCCAGUGUCAAUGCUGAGGACAUGCUAGUGAAGUGGACAAGAUCGUACCUGAAAACAGAAAACGUCCAUCUUUACCUUGACGGUCGAGACUCCGAUGAAGAGCAGGUUCCAUCCUACAAGGGAAGGACAUCAAUGUUUUAUGACGAACUGAAGAACGGUAACGUCUCCUUAAAGCUGACCAGAGUUACUCUCUCUGAUCCUGGAAGCUACAAGUGCUACAUUCCAAGUCUGACCACCAGCCAGGUGAAGGAAACCACAGUUCAACUCUUUGUUGGUGCUGUAUCUCAGCCAGUGAUCUCUAUUGUUGGAACCAAAGACCUGGGGGUGGUCCUGAAGUGUGAGUCUGGAGGCUGGUAUCCUGAACCUGGGAUGGAGUGGCUGGACAGUGCUGGAACCAUCCUCCCUGCUGAUGGACCUCCAGAGAGACACAGGGACUCAGAGGACCUCUACACUCUGAGACGACAUGUCACCGUGAACAAGACUGACACCAACAGGUUCACCUGUAGAGUUCAACAGCUGGAGAUCAACCACCUGAGGGAGACAGAGAUUACUGUCCCAGAUGAUGUGUUUCCUAAAUCACUGGCAGGGUUGAUUGUUGGUCUAAUAGCAGCAGCUGUUGCAGUUGCAGUUAUUGCAGCUUUAGUUGGUGUCUACAUGCGGAGAAAACAACAUAUUGAAGAGAAGGAGCGUAGAAAAGAAUUUGAAGAACUAGGUAAGUGGGCUGUUUUGUCUUGUGUUAGAGUUUCAUAUAUACAGGAUAUCUGAUGUUUUAAUGGGUUAUUACUAUAAUACUGAUGGGUCAACUGUUUAUCACAGAGCUCAUGGUUUUAAUGGGUUAUUACUAUAAUACUGAUGGGUCAACUGUUUAUCACAGAGCUCAUGGUUUUAAUGGGUUAUUACUAUAAUACUGAUGGGUCAACUGUUUAUCACAGAGCUCAUGGUUUUAAUGGGUUAUUACUAUAAUACUGAUGGGUCAACUGUUUAUCACAGAGCUCAUGGUUUUAAUGGGUUAUUACUAUAAUACUGAUGGGUCAACUGUUUAUCACAGAGCUCAUGGUUUUAAUGGGUUAUUACUAUAAUACUGAUGGGUCAACUGUUUAUCACAGAGCUCAUGGUUUUAAUGGGUUAUUACUAUAAUACUGAUGGGUCAACUGUUUAUCACAGAGCUCAUGGUUUUAAUGGGUUAUUACUAUAAUACUGAUGGGUCAACUGUUUAUCACAGAACACAGAGGUUAUGCUGCAUUUGUGUUCUAAAAGACUGUGUGUGUUUGCGU
Coregonus clupeaformis (lake whitefish) is the source of this 1595-nucleotide messenger RNA. Its product is annotated as butyrophilin subfamily 1 member A1-like. The transcript has 5 exons. Bases 169 to 1086 code for a protein of 305 amino acids. Lineage: Eukaryota; Metazoa; Chordata; Actinopteri; Salmoniformes; Salmonidae. The record is from RefSeq and is a predicted model, not a curated record.